UUAAUCCACUUGAAGCAAAAUGGGAAAGUAAAAAAACUUGAACGAUGGGUACCUCAUGAAUUGAGUGAAUUGAACUUGCAAACACGCGUCGACUGCUGUGUUACUUUGCUCAACCGACACAAUAAUGAAGGAAUUUUAAAUCGAAUCAUUACUUGUGAUGAAAAGUGGAUACUGUACGAUAAUCAGAAGCGGUCGUCGCAAUGGCUGAACCCUGGAGACCCAGCCAUAUCCUGCCCUAAACGAAAAUUGACUCAGGAAAAGUUACUUGUGAGUGUUUGGUGGACUAGCGCCGGUGUCGUUCACUACAGCUUUCUAAAAUUACGGCAUAUCUAUUGUCAGCAACUGCAAACCAUGAAGGAAGAACUAGCUGCUAAACAACCAAGAUUGGUCAAUCACUCUAGGCUGCUGCUUCACGACAACGCAAGACCACACACUGCACAACAAACAACCACUAAAUUAGAUGAGCUACAAUUGAAAUGUCUGCGACAUCCACCGUACUCCCCGGACCUUGCUCCAACAGAUUACCAUUUUUUCCGGAAUUUGGACAACUUCUUACAAGGAAAAAAAUUCAACUCCGAUGUGGCAGUCCAAACCGCCUUCUAAGAGCUUAUUGAUUCUUGCCUCCAUGGUUUUUUUAGUAAAGGGAUCAAUGAAAUACCUAUGAGAUGGCAAAAGUGCAUACAUAACAACGGUGCAUACUUUGAUUAAUUAAAAAUAUUUUACAAAAAAAAUUGACUAUAUAUUCCUCCGUACAAAACGUCAAUUUCAUAUGUAAGAACCUAAUAAUAUCGUCCAGUGGGAGGAAAUAAAAAAAAUCGCCUCGUUAUUCGCCAAACUGGUUCUUUUGAAAUUACGAUUUGGCCCGCCAUUGUGUUUAAAUAAUGUUUUAAUUUAUAGUGGUAAAAAAAUAUAAUUGUAGAUCAUCACUACCGCCUUACGUUCAAUAACAGUGUGUUUUAAAUUCGAAGAUGCAACAUACCAAGCUGCAUAUCAAAUAUUUAUUAAAAUCAAAUAAUUAUUACUAUCCAAUAAUUAUUUUGAGAUCCGUCUGUAUCAUGAAAAAAAACGAUUAUCGAUUCCGAAAUCACGAAAUUCUUGUUUCAUUAAGAACUUAACGGAGCAGGAAUAUGACUUAAAAAUGAGAUUAUAAUUAUACUACUAUAAAAAUUAAUUAUAUUAUUUGCUUGCCGACUAACUUAGUUUUAACAAUUAUCGCCAAAAACCUAUUUCAAUAACUUAUUUAGAUAUUUUCUCUACUAGAAACUACAAUUUUAUGCGGUUUUAUUGGUAGCGUUGCAAGUGUAGAUCGUACCUAAAGUUCAUAAGUGUAGUGUAGAGCCGGCAUAAAAGUUUCGCAUGUCAUUUUUUAUUUUGACAAUUCAUUGUAAACAAACGCUUGAUAAUAAUAUGGAUUAUGGGGAUGUAUAAUGUAUAUUUAUAAAAAGGAAAUCAAUAAUAUUGUUUUGAUAUAUGGAUAUUGAAAUACUGUUAAUUAUAAGAAAAAACAUGUGGGUAUUUGGUUAUGGUUCUUUGGUGUGGAAAGUAGACUUUAAUUACGAGUUUAAAGUUAUAGGUUAUAUAGAGGGUUACUUAAGAAGGUUUUAUCAGCACAGCAUUGAUCAUAGAGGAAUACCAGAGAAGCCUGGGCGUGUAGUAACUCUGAUACCUGCAGAUGACCCAAGCAGUAAGGUAUGGGGUGUAGCAUACAAAAUAAGAACAGAGGAUGUUGAACAGGUCACAAAUCAUUUGGACUUUAGAGAAAAAAAUGGCUAUUCUAAGAAAACAUUCCAUCCAAAAGAUUCAAAUCUAGAACCUAUUAUUUUAACUCUAUAUGUAGCUACAAUGGAUAAUGAAUCUUAUGCUGGUGCAGCAUCUAUAGCAAAACAAGUUAUUAGUUGUAGUGGCCCAAGUGGUUCUAACAAAGAGUAUGUGUAUAACUUGGCUACAGCAAUGAGGCAGUUAUUUCCUAACACUGAAGAUGAUCACCUUUUCUCACUUGAGUCUGCAGUUAAAAAACUUGAUCCAGAUAUAAGGAAGAAUAAUUCAUAAUACAAUAAUUUGUUAGUCAAUUAAUGUAUUUAACAUUAAAGUCUCAGUAGCAGCUCAGUCUUAAAAUUGAAAGUGCUUACACUCCCGUCUCUCGGAAAAUAUGUAAAGCUGUUGAGCCUGUGCCUGAGCUUAUACUGUUUGUUUCGGUUAAAGAAUAUUUUACCAAUUCAAUUAUAGAUUUAUUUAUCCUGCAGAAUACAGGUGCAGCUCUAUAACAUGUUCUGCGCAGUUCUGCUAGUCUGUUACAAGUGACUAUGGUGCCAAAAAUCAGUUAGAAAAACAUUAAAUCAUUUUUUAAUAAAUGUAUGACUUUUUGGACAAACAUUAGAUUAAUUUUAUCGGUUACAUAAUCAAAAUAUAAAUUAGCUUUUCAUUUAUUUAAUCUGUGUAGUUAAACUACACAUGAUAUUAAAUAUAAAUAUAAAAAAAGUUAUUAAUUAGAUUAUCAAUCAUUUUUUUGUUAUGCCAUUUGUUUUUUAAUAUUUAUGAUAAGAAAUUUUAUUCGAAACAACUCUUUAAUGCUGUUUAUUCUAUUGUAUUGUUUAUGAAUAGAAAAUAUGAACAAAAAUUAAAUUAGACAUUUAAUUUCAUCAAUCCGCAUAGGAGCAGUGUGGUUUAAUAAACUCCAAACUAAAAAGAAGAUGAGGCCUUAGCCCAGUUUUCGGAAAUAGACAGGUUGUCACAUAUGUUUUUAUGUUUCCAUUUAUAUAAAAGUGUUAACAGCCUGUGAAUGUCUCACUGCUGGGCUAAGGUCUUCUCUCUUUUAUUGAGAAGAAGGUUUGGAGCUUAUUCCAUCACGCUGCUUCAGUGUGGGUUGGUGGAAUACACAUGUGGCAGAAUUAUAAUCAGGCAAUUAGUAUUAACUAUUUGUAUCAUAGCUAUUUUUAUUUGUUUAUAUUUAAUACUUUUGUGCAUUAAUUAAAAAAAAGUCAUAUAGGAAAGAUGUAUUGUGAAUAUUUUUAGUUUAUAUUUAACUUUGUCCUGUAAAUAUAUUUAGAACCAACAGUUUUA
Molecule: messenger RNA, 3060 nt
Organism: Nymphalis io (European peacock)
Lineage: Eukaryota; Metazoa; Arthropoda; Insecta; Lepidoptera; Nymphalidae
Product: putative glutathione-specific gamma-glutamylcyclotransferase 2
Exons: 3
Coding region: 1471-2049 (192 amino acids)
Biological process (GO): glutathione catabolic process
Cellular component (GO): cytoplasm
Molecular function (GO): glutathione specific gamma-glutamylcyclotransferase activity; gamma-glutamylcyclotransferase activity
Source: RefSeq, a predicted model, not a curated record